CUGACCUGACCCCUGCAUAACAUCACUGUGCUACACAGCGGGGCUAGUUAGCUAGUGGCAGUGUUAACUUUUCCCGUACGUGCCGAAAAACUGUGUUGUGGCUAUACUAAUUUAGAGGUUGAGAUUGCCCCGGUCAUGGCUUUGAACAGCUGCUUGAAAGUGUCAAGAAUUAUUCCGCGUGUCUUAUACAGAAAUGUCAUUCCUCUGGCUUGCGCCACAAGAACACUGACGAACUCUCUCGGAACACAUUUCCAAUUUGUACAAUAUACGCCCGCUUUGACCUGCAGGGGAACGAUUCAAUGGCGUAACUUCAGUUCUUCCAAAGGGACCGAUGUAGGGACCGAUGUGUCUUAUGAACAACUGAAACAGUUGCUUGCUGCAGGAACAGCUUCAGUGAUCGACGUGCGUGAGCCAUGGGAACUCAGGGAAUAUGGAAACAUUCCAGGAUCAAUGAACGUGCCUUUGGGGCAGGUGAGCAAUGCCCUACAGCUCAAGCCAGAGGAUUUCAAGGAGAAGUACGGAGGGAACAUGCCCUCUCAGGCGGGGAACAUAGUAUUCACCUGUCUGGCAGGAGUGAGGAGCAAAACUGCCUUGGACGCGGCGGCCUCUCUGGGCUAUUCAAAUGUUCAACACUAUCCAGGGGGUUGGCAGGACUGGGCAAAACAUGAAAUUUUACAAACCAAAGAAUGAUCCCCUGGAUGGCUUUGUGGUUGAAACCUUUCUGAGAUCAUGUCUCACAAACUUGACUUUUCAUAUUCUUUUUACAAUGUGGCAUGUAGCCACCAGGCCUAUUUCAGAGAUAUGACAAUUGUAAACAAAUAAUUGUACUCUGUGACUGAAUAACUAGGCUUAUAAUGCUACCGCAAGACACCCUGUCACCUGAAUGUCUGGGAGUAAAAAAACACUUGUCCUGCCUGUAUUUACUGAGGAUUGAAAGGUGGGCAUCUUUGAGGCUUUGAAGUUGCAGGUUUAAAUUGAAACCUCUAUGAAGAAAGGGCUUCUGGCAGUUUGCAAGCUUAUACAGGAUUUGUUAACCCAGGCUUGACCUUUGACCCUUGAACCUUCUAUUGUAGUUGAUGCGUAUACACAUAAAUAAUGAAUGAGAUUUCAGUCAUUUCAACAAUUUUUAAUCUCUGUAUUCUACAGUCCAUGUCAGACAUUCAACGAAAUAUUUUGCCAAUAGGUCUGGUGCUAUAGUCAUCAGCAUGCAAUCAUAUGAAUGAGUUAAUUUCACAUAAUUUUGUAUUCUUCUGAAUAAAAAGGGACAUUUUAAAGCUC
This is a messenger RNA of Alosa sapidissima (American shad), 1278 nucleotides long. RefSeq names its product thiosulfate sulfurtransferase like domain containing 3 (gene tstd3). Gene Ontology annotation, cellular component: mitochondrion. The transcript has 4 exons. The coding region runs from base 136 to 690 and encodes 184 amino acids. Gene Ontology annotation, molecular function: thiosulfate-cyanide sulfurtransferase activity. The record is from RefSeq and is a predicted model, not a curated record. NCBI's taxonomy places the organism in Eukaryota, Metazoa, Chordata, Actinopteri, Clupeiformes, Clupeidae.